AUGGUCUCCGCGGGCGAAGCGGAGCGGUACUGCAAGGAGAAGAGGGAUGCGGCGUUCACGACCCAGGCGCCUCACACACCGGCGAGCCCACACACACGCCCCCAAGCCCUCCAGCAGAAGCGGCGCCUGCACGGCCACAUCCGCAAGGUGCAGGGCAUGUCGUGGGGCGCCGACUCACGCUCGCUCAUCGCGUCGGACCAGGGGAGCAAGACCAUCAUUUGGGACCUCGCAUCGGACCGGGUCCCCAUGAAGAGGAAGGUCAUAUCGCGCCCGUUCAUCAUUGCCGUCGCGAUGCACCCCACACGCGACCUCGUUGCGAUCGGGGGCAUGGACAACGUCGUGUCGGUCUGGUCGACCGACGGCGACGGCGCCGAGUGCUCCAUGACUCGGCAGCUGGAGCAGCAUGACGGCUACAUCUCGAGCCUCCACUUUCCCGACGAGUCGCAGAUGCUCUCGGCGGGGGGCGACGCGGAGGCCGCCCUGUGGGACGUCGCGACGUGGAAGGCUAAGCAAGUCUUCCGCGGCCAUGAGGGCGACUGCUCGUGCAUCCGCUUCCCGGCGGGCGUUCCCGGCAGCCAGGCGUUUUGCACGUCGUCCAGCGACGGCACAGCUCGCGUGUGGGACAUGCGAUCAGGGGAGUGCACGCACAAGUUCGACGUCGUCGGCGAGUGCAACGGCUGCGCCUUCUUCCCGAGCGGGACGGCGGUCGCCGCCGGCACGCAGAACGGCAGCGUCUUCCUCUUUGACCUCCGGGCGCAAGCGGCGCUGCAAAAGUACAGCCGGAAAAACAACCACGUGACGGCGGUCGACUUUUCCCAGUCGGGCCGCACCAUGUACGUCGCCUACGAGGACGGGCACGUCUGCCUGUGGGACCCCCUCGCCUCGUCGGAGUCGGGGUACGCCAAGAAGGUUGCGGCGCACGUGAAGAACCAGAACCACGACUCACGAAUGCGUGUCAUCUCCUGCAUGCAGAUGUCACCCGACGGGACGUGCCUCGCGACGGGCGCGUUCGACGCCACAAUUUGCCUCUGGGGGCCGGGGAAGUCCUAG
Molecule: messenger RNA, 1050 nt
Organism: Emiliania huxleyi CCMP1516
Lineage: Eukaryota; Haptophyta; Isochrysidales; Noelaerhabdaceae
Gene: GPB2-1
Product: GPB2, beta subunit of a heterotrimeric G-protein
Exons: 2
Coding region: 1-1050 (349 amino acids)
Biological process (GO): G protein-coupled receptor signaling pathway
Cellular component (GO): cytoplasm; heterotrimeric G-protein complex
Molecular function (GO): signaling receptor complex adaptor activity; protein binding
Source: RefSeq, a predicted model, not a curated record